AUGGCUGGUCACCACCACAGAUCAUCUUUCAAAAAGGCACAUAAGUCCUUUAAGUCAAAACACGCUUCCAAGGGUGCUUUAAAGAGAUUACAUAAGGGUAAGGUUGAACGAGAAAUUUCCAAUAAUAAACCAUUAAAGGGGGAAUCUAAAUUACAAAGACGUAACAAGGCGAAACAAAUUAGGGCACAGAAGAUCCUUGCGUCUCUAGAAAAUAGAAAACUGUUUGAGGGUGUCAAUGGUGCUGAAAAAAUUAUUACUGUUGUUCCCUUGACUGAUGAUUGCAAUCCACAAGAUGCAAUUGACAAAAUAUUGUCAUCCGCUGACGUCCAACAAACUAGUGGUAUUGAAAAUACAAAUAUUGGGGAACCUUGUGUUAAGAAUUAUUAUGUCAAACAAUAUAAGAGUAAUUUGAAAAUUAUAAUUCCAGAUUUAAAUAAUUUUAUGGACAUUUUAGAUGCUGCCAAAGUUUCAGAUUAUGUAGUAUUCCAAUUAAGUGGUGUUUCUGAGGUAGAACAAGACGUUGGUGAACAACUUAUACGUGCAUUAGAAUUACAAGGUAUAUCGUCAUAUAUUGGUGUCGUAUCCAAUUUAUCUGAAGUUCAUCCAAAGGAAAAAUUCCAAUUAGAUAUUAAACAAUCUUUAGAAAGUUAUUUCAAACAUUUCUUCCCUAAUGAGGACAGAAUUUAUAAUUUAGAGAAACCCUCAGAUUCUUUAAUCGUUUUAAGAACUUUAUGUCAAAAAUUACCACGUCCAGUCAACUGGAGAGAUUCAAGAGGUUACAUGGUUGCAGAUGAAAUCGAUUACAAUGAAGUAAAUGACCAAUAUUGUGAAUUAAUGAUUAGAGGUACUGUUCGUGGUGUUGGCUUCAACACCAAUAGACUUGUCCAUAUUCCAAACCUGGGUGAUUUUCAAAUAUCUAAGAUUGAAAGAUUAAAAGCAUCAAUUAAGACAAAUAAGAAAACUCAGAAGAAUGGCAAUAAAAUUGAUGAUAUUCUUAUAGAUUUGGAGGAAACUAACCAUUUUGAAUCUAAUGAAAAUAGAGAAACAUUAGAUGAAUAUGCACCAGAGGAUGUUGAUUUCGAAGAGUUCUCCGAUGAAGAAGAUUAUGAAUAUGAAAAAUUAACUUCUGCCAGAUUCGAUGAUGGUGGAUAUUUGCCGAGAAGUGAUGAAAAUGAGGAAAGAGUCAAGGUUCCAAAAGGUACUUCGUCGUAUCAGGCAAAAUGGUACUUAGAAGAUGUCAUCAAUCCAGACGAAGAAGCCGCUGAACAAUAUGAAGAUGAAAUAGAGCAAAAUGAUAAAGAUGACAUGAUCAUGGAUACAGAUAAUAUGACAUUUGAAAGUAAUUAUGACCAACAACAAAACUUAGAAGAAGGAAAUGAAGAAGCAGAAGAGGAAGAAGUAUUUAUUGAUCUUUCACCAGAGGAAGAAGAACGUCAAUUACAAGAAUAUAGAGCUUUAGAAAAGGAAGAUCGUGAAUUUCCUGAUGAAAUUGAAUUAAAUCCAGCUGAGUCUGGUAUUGAAAGAUUGAAAAGAUAUAGAGGUUUGAAAAAUUUACAUAACUGUAUUUGGGAUGUUGAUGAAAGGGACCCAGAACGUCCUGGUGUGUGGAAACGUUUGCUAAGAAUUAGUAAUUAUAAAAAUAUUAGAAACAGAUUGUUAAAAGAUGCUUUAGAAGAUGCACAAGUGAUUUCUGGGGAUCAUGUAAAAAUAUACCUAAGUUUACCAAAAAACCUGUUAACAAAAAUAUUAUCACCACAAGCUUAUGCUGUAGCCAUUUAUAGUUUAUUACCACAUGAACAUAAAAACAGUGUUGUGAACUUUUCAUUACAAAGAUGGGAAGAAUAUAAUAAGCCAGUUCCAGCACAAGAACCAAUAAUAGUACAGUAUGGUAUUAGAAGAUACACAAUCAAACCUUUGUUUUCUGCCGACACAAAUAGUCCAAACAAUGUUCAUAAAUUUGAAAGAUUCUUACAUACCGAUACCCAAUCUAUCGCCACUUGUAUUGCUCCUGUCGAUUUUACCCAAUCUCCAGCUAUCUUCUUUAAACCAUCGUCUACAGAAAGGACCGGUAUUGAACUAAUAGGCCAUGGUACAUUCUUAAAUGCAGACCACACUAGAAUUAUGGCAAAGAGAGCCAUCCUUACUGGUCAUCCAUUUAGAUUUCAUAGAAACGUUGUUACUGUUCGUUACAUGUUCUUCAACCCAGAAGAUGUGGAAUGGUUUAAAUCCAUUCCAUUAUUUACCAAGAGUGGAAGAUCAGGAUUUAUCAAGGAGAAGUUGGGUACACACGGCUACUUCAAAGCAAGAUUCGAUGCUAAAUUGUCUGCUCAAGAUGUUGUGGCAAUGUCUCUUUACAGACGUAUGUGGCCAAUGCCAUCGUUACCUUGGACUGGCGAAUUUUAG
Molecule: messenger RNA, 2403 nt
Organism: Arxiozyma heterogenica
Lineage: Eukaryota; Fungi; Ascomycota; Saccharomycetes; Saccharomycetales; Saccharomycetaceae
Gene: TSR1
Product: small subunit rRNA maturation protein TSR1
Exons: 1
Coding region: 1-2403 (800 amino acids)
Biological process (GO): endonucleolytic cleavage of tricistronic rRNA transcript (SSU-rRNA, 5.8S rRNA, LSU-rRNA); ribosome biogenesis; maturation of SSU-rRNA from tricistronic rRNA transcript (SSU-rRNA, 5.8S rRNA, LSU-rRNA)
Cellular component (GO): nucleus; preribosome, small subunit precursor
Molecular function (GO): U3 snoRNA binding; GTP binding; GTPase activity
Source: RefSeq, a predicted model, not a curated record